UUGUUUAUUCACACAACUGAACAAGAUAAGCUAUCCAUAGCAGCCAAAGAAAUGAAGAGUACCUUGUUCGCCCUCUUUCUACUUUGUGCCCUCACCUCUUACCUACCUUCAGCCACCGCUGGUGAUGUGGUCGACACUGAUGGUAAUCCUGUUGAAAAUGGAGGCACAUACUUUGUGUUGCCAACUAUAAUAUUAAACGGCGGUGGAAUAGAAUAUGCCACAUUUGGAAAUGAAACUUGCCCUGUCACUGUUGCGCAAUCUCGCGAUCAGUUCUGCAAGGGCUUUCCGAUAACCAUUUCAUCCCCAGCCCGAAUCCGUCACAUCAGCGAAGGCCUUAGUUUGAACAUUGGGUUCACUUUCGCAUCCCCGUGUUCCCCCGCUUCUGAGUGGACCAUUGUGAAGGAUCAACCAGAAGGACUCGCUGUUAAACUCACUGGGUUUAAAAAUACAGUGCCCGGUGUGUUUACAUUGAAGAGAGUUCCCGCCGAUGAAAUUAUCGGCUACAACAUCUUGUUCUGUCCUCUUGAUAAUAACCCAUGUGGGUAUGUUGCGGUUCAUUUCGACCAAUUCCGAAACAGGCGUUUGGUGGUGUCUGAGGUUCAGGAGGAUGGGUUAUGGGUUAUGUUUCAGAAACUUUCAUAUGCAUCAGGAUUAACUCUUUCAUCUGCAUGAAGCACCCCUUGCCCUCAAAAGUCAUAUAUGUACUUUCACGUAGUGAGAGACAUGAGUGAGACUAAAUAAAUGCUUCAUGCUGUAUUCAAUUAUUGCAAGUCUAAAUAAAAUAAUCGAAGUUUAUGUCUUCGGCGUGUAUA
This is a messenger RNA of Glycine soja, 812 nucleotides long. Its product is annotated as trypsin inhibitor A-like. Gene Ontology annotation, molecular function: endopeptidase inhibitor activity. Bases 52 to 672 code for a protein of 206 amino acids. The transcript has a single exon. The record is from RefSeq and is a predicted model, not a curated record. NCBI's taxonomy places the organism in Eukaryota, Viridiplantae, Streptophyta, Magnoliopsida, Fabales, Fabaceae.